CUCCCGUCCACUGCCACACCGGAUCGACGUCGUCGGCAUCGUCGUGGCAGAGAUGUGGUGGCGGAUACUUGUAGUGAGCUCCAUCCUUUCUUUGGUCAUCUUCACAGUGGACGCAGAAGAUGUUGCUCCAGACAACCGUCUGAAAUUCGAACCUAACUCAGAAUACCAAAAAGAGAAUGAAACCCUGCAGAAAAGUAUCUUGUACCCCGCACCCCUUCACAUAGAGCGCCAUGUCGAGGGGGAAAUCGAAAUAGUGGAAUCGGUGCAUGAGAGUAAUCUCGAGUUUCACCAGGAGACGCUGCAAGAGGUUGACCAAACCAGACACUCUGCAAUACCAGAGUCUGACGCAGACGAACACAUCAAACAAGUGGCAAAGGACUCGACAACCCAUGCCCGGGUAACAGAACCACAGAACAUCGACGAUCUGUUGCUGCCGGAGGAUGUGGUGCAAACUGACGUCCAUCAACUCGAAGACAGUCAAGAGGUCGAGGUCACGCCAAGGUCAGAUGGAGGAGCAGACGAAGGCGAUGUCAGUAACAUUGAGCUGCUUCGACGAAGUGACAGGAGCAGGGCGGGUGAGACGAAGUAUUCGGAGCGGGUUUUCGUCAAGGCAAUCCCGCCAUCCCCUGAAAUCAACGACUUCCCAGUUGUUGAAGCUCACCAUGACGAAGAAGAGGCGUUCGUCAGCGACAUAGUGUUUCUUGACAACCCCAGCCACGAGCAUGUUGUCCAUCAAAAUAAGGACUACGCGAGGGUUGUGUUCCAUGAUGAAAUGUGACCUUCGCCCCGACAAAAGGACACUCAAUGUGGCAUUACUAACAUUAUGAUCCAGUUCCUCAGCUGAAUUACAAAUAAAUGUACAAAGA
Messenger RNA from Haliotis rubra (blacklip abalone), 866 nucleotides. RefSeq lists its product as uncharacterized. Bases 53 to 778 code for a protein of 241 amino acids. The record is from RefSeq and is a predicted model, not a curated record. NCBI's taxonomy places the organism in Eukaryota, Metazoa, Mollusca, Gastropoda, Lepetellida, Haliotidae. The transcript is spliced from 2 exons.